Odocoileus virginianus texanus is the source of this 4693-nucleotide messenger RNA. NCBI's taxonomy places the organism in Eukaryota, Metazoa, Chordata, Mammalia, Artiodactyla, Cervidae. The record is from RefSeq and is a predicted model, not a curated record.
AAGAGAGUUGGUACGCUGCGACAAAAGAUCCCACCAGUGGCAGUGAAGAUCCUGCGUGCUGCAGCUAAGACCCGAUGCAGCCAAAUGAAGACUUGGAACUUGUGCAGCUCAUGUUAAGAGGGCUACUGUGCCUUCCACUGUCCCCCAACUGUGGGGCCAGUUCGUCUUCUGGAUUUAUCGUUUGACUUGCUGGCAGUUUUCUAUGGUUUCCAUGGCAGGUGGGUUCUCUGUGCUGCCUUUGUCCUGUGGAUCAUCCACUCAUACUUGUCCUGGCUCCAACUACUGGAGCUCCUCCUGUCGGCUGUCUGCUCUCAGCUCAGCUUCAUCAAGAACAAGAAAGUCUCAGAUCGGAGGAAAAAGGGCCGCGUGGUAUGGUUUGUGGGUUGGAUUCUGAUGUUCCAUUUUGUGUUCUGCAUGUGGAAUUCUGUCUCAUUUUCUUGGUUCUAAGGGUGGACAACUGACCCUGCAGUCUGUGGAGGCCCUUGGAGUUCCACAGCGACUUCACAGAGGAGCCACUCUGGACUUGGGGUGGCUGCUAAGAUGUUUCAGUCGAGAAGGAAGUUGAAAAACGAUAAGUCUCCGUUAAAUACAGCGAGCAGUAUUAACUGGGGAGAGCAGAUUGGGUCAGGGUCGAGACCUGUGUCUUCUGAGGACUUAAAAGACAAGCCUCUGCCUCGAAAGGUGUCCUUUGCAGGUGGACCCGGGAAGAACAAGGAGGUUCUCAGCUCCCCAACACCAUCCAUCUCCGUUAGCCAGACGUCUGACUUCCAAUAUGAGUCUCAGCUGUUCACUGAGGCACACCUGGCUGAGAUGGAGAAGACGUUUUACAGCGAGGUCAACUCGACUGGAGCCCUGGACAUGAAGACUUUCAUUAAGGCUGUGAAGAAGAUUCUGAGCAAUAUGUCAGAAGAGAUGCUGGAGGCGCUGUUUUUGAAGGUGGACUUGAACUGUAAUGGCUUCAUCACCUGGCAGGAGUACGUGGACUACGUGUUGCGCGAGUUCCAGGGGAAGGAGAAAAUGAUGAGGGGCCAGUACCGCCUACGCUUCCACCUUCCCAUGAGGAUCAUCCCCCUGAAUCACGGGUGUGAGAUUGUGAAAGUGGAGUUCUUAGUCCAGCGGCUCAAGAAGAUUGGGCAUUUCCUGACUGUCACCAAGGACGGCAUCCUGCAGUUCUGGUCGGAGUCCUUCAUGCUGACCAGCUCCUUCAGGCUUUACCAGAUCCAUCCAUUCCACAGCCAGCAGAUGUGGGUCAUUGACAUGGUGUGUCUGCACAACAUGAACCUGGUGGCCAUUGCGUCCACAGACCAGAAGAUAGAGUUCUUUGAUAUCAGCAGCCACAAAUGUGCCCGGGUCUUCACCUUCACUGAUCUGGACAGCUGCGUCCUGACCAUGAACUACUGUCUCCUCUGUCUCCCUGUUCCCAGGUCGGACUAUCACAGGGCUGUGUUCUGCUAUGGGGACACCAAAGGCAAUGUCAUCAUCUUCACCUCUGAUGAUGUGACCACCGGGCUCUUCAACCCCCGAGUCCUCCCCAGGACCUCCAAAUGGGAUAACUGGACCAACGUUUCUACCCAGAGGCUUCUAAGUGAGAAGUCCCCUAUAUAUAGAAGUUACCGGCUGAAGGCUCUCCACCUCAACUGGUGUCAACAGGUCAAGUUCAUCCCCCAGCUGAACCUGGUGGCUUCCUGUUCAGCCAUUGACAAGUCCUCUCUGGUGCUGACAGUGUUGCCAUCCAAAGUCCCAGAGAGCCUCAAGGUUUCAGUGCUGAAUUUGAGAAAAGGGAUUCUUUGCUUCGAUUACUGUCCAGGAAAGAACGUCCUGGUGACUGGUGGCUAUGACCCCCUCAUCCGCCUGUGGAACCCCUUCUUCUCAAGAAAACCUGUGUGGAUGAUGAAGGGGCAUCAGACUUCAGUGACACACAUCGUUGUGAACAGCAAGGACAACGGCAUCCUUCUCAGUGUCUCCAAGGACAAGAAUAUUCGUGUGUGGGACAUGCAAGACUACCAAUGCCUUCAGUCCUUCUGCGGGAAGCAUUUUGCCCUGGGACAUUGCCCCAUCACCAGCAUCUACUUCCACAGAGAGGACAGCUCGCUCAUCUGCAGCACCUAUUCAAUUGGAAUCCUGAAAGGGUACCUGGAGACACACGGGCCUGGGAGAGCAGAGGAGAAGACCACGACCUACAGCACGCCCCUGUGCGCUGUUCUCUACAGCAAGGUUUUCAAGCAGGUGGUGAGCGGCUGUCUGAGCGGCAUGGUGAGUGUGUGGGAGGUCGUGACGGGCAGGAGGCUGAUGGAGUUCUCAGUGACGGGGGACCAGCAAGUGGAGCUGACCGCCAUGUCCCUGGAUGAGUCAGAGGGGUGCCUGCUCACAGGCCUGCGUGACGGCACCGUGAAGAUGUGGAACUACAGUGUUGGCGAAUGCCUGCUGACCUUCCCCAACGCGGACCAGUUAGAGAUUAGUGGGAUUGUCCACAUGAACAAAGUGUUCUACACGACUGGAUGGAGUAAGAGAAUCACUUAUUACACGUUCCACAAGAUCAAGCCGGUGCUCUUAUGCUACCACUGGCAGACCUUCCACACAGAGGAUGUCCUGAGCAUGGCCAAGUACCAGAACCAGUUCAUCGCCACCUCCUCCUACAAUGGGGACAUCCUGUUCUGGAACAUCAGCACCUUCAGGCCCAUCCUCAAUUUCAACGCCUCUCAGAGCCCCUUGCCCUUGCUGCCCAAGAGGGUGAAGGAUGUGGACGACUGUGUGUUUGAUAGCCACAGGCCCAGCAAGCCCUGCGUCGAGCAGGAGAAGUGGGCUUACAAACCGCACCCGCAGCCCCCGGGCCUCAGCACGAAGGCCACAGUAGACGCCAACCCGCGGCGGAACCUGAUGUCAGCGCCUCCAGUGAUGAGACACCCCAGAGACAAGGAGCCGGCAAAGCCAGUGCCCUUGAAGAAACCUCUCAGUGCUAACAGCCUCAGUCAGUCAAGAUUAUCCCUUGGCAGAUACUUAACUCUCAAAGAGGUUGAAAGGAAAAAAGCAGACUUCCAGAAGAAGAUGUUGCUGCAGUCCAAUGCAUCGGUGGAGAAGAUAAUCUUCUUACAGACCAGGCCCCGCCUGCCUCACUCGGCGGCCCUGCUGAGCAGCUGCAUGGACGGUCACAUCUAUGCCUGGUCCGUCCAUGGGAGCGGAGGCCUGCUGGGCAAGUUCCCUGUGGAUGUUGUAGACAAGGCGGACGUGGUUGUGGGUGCCAUGGCCACGGAUCAGAAUGACUGGAUUCUUGUUACAGGGGAUUGCAAAGGAUGCAUCAAGAUCUGGGACAUCAAGGAUUACUGCACACAUUCUGACAGGCAGACGAACCAUCCUAGUGAUAUCAACAAGUUUCGGUUCUUAAUUUCUGAACGGAUUCAGGUCAGCCUCCCAAACUACAGUCCCCUGGAGGAGAAAAAGGUUGAGGCCGGCCAGACCAUUUCCCUGAUUCCACCCCAGCUUCUGAAUACCUGGAAGGCCCAUUUGGAUAGUGUGGCAGACAUCCUAUAUGUGGACAGCCUCCAGCUGGUUAUCAGUGCUGGCCAGGACCGGGAUGUCAAGGCUUGGAAACUCUCUGGUGACGCCAUUGGGACAUUUGGCCUGAGUGUUUGGAAAAGGCUGCAGGAUACCCCAAUGAUGACUGAUGGCGAACUAAAUGAAAGAUUAAAGAAGGAGGGUGACUUCUUUGGCCUCAGUGAGAAGACUUUCCAUCUAGAGCUGCAGGAGGAGCGAGAUCUUGCUGAGGCCCUGAUGUACCAGCGGCGGGAGCAGGUAGUCCUCUUGGAUCUCCUGAAUGGGAAGGCAGACACGGAGGCUAAAGCCUGGGCCAGGCUGCAAAAGAUAACCCCGACGUCCCCAUGGACUGGAAAGCGCUCCCCAGAGGACAUUGAGGAUACCUGGUGCAAGUGGGAAUCCAAGGGCAAGCAGGAGAGCAAAGUCCUGGGAGCAGCAUACAAGCCCAAGGAGAGGUCGCGGAGCCCCGGACUCCUGUUUACCAACGUGCAGUACGGCUGGAUGAAGCACCAGAUCUCACCUCAGAUAUACCAGAGCCUGCACUUCAAUGAGCUGGCAUCCACCCAGAACCCUGCCUUCAAGACGCAAAAAGUCCUGGACCAGCAGAGCUGGCUCACCCUCCUGGUGACCCAGCGCAUCCAGAAGGACCUGGGUCCCUACAGGGAGAUCGCACCUGAGCACCCGGCCAGCCCGCCCACCACCACGGCCUCCUCUCCCUCCUUAGCCUCGCUGUCAGCCUCGGGCUCCAAGCUCCUGGCAUCCGGCCUGGCCCCGUCCUAAUGGUCCCAGCCCUCCCAAUCUUUAUUGCAGCCCCCGUCUGCCCCCGCACCCUGUCCUCCCCCGCGGAUCUGUCCCAGGUAUCCCGGCACGUCCUGCAGAGACCGGUGACCUCCCUGCCCCCCGGCCCCUCCCUCAGGCUGCUCUCCAGGCCUCUGAAGGCCCACCUUCCGUCCUCCUACAUCAGGCUGUGAGGUGGCCCAUCCUCUCUCCAGUCCGCCAGCAGGGCCACCAGGCUCAUGAGGUCCUGUCUGUCCCUGGCUUACCCUUUGCCAGGCCUAGAGGGUACAGACCUCGCCCUGGCUCUCCCCACUCUGCCAUCUGGUGAAGGCAACCUUCUUUGCCAGAGUACUGGAGAGGAAAAUAAAUGUUCUCAGAUGUUGAA